Messenger RNA from Anoplophora glabripennis (Asian longhorned beetle), 1067 nucleotides. RefSeq names its product transcription initiation factor TFIID subunit 12 (gene Taf12). Lineage: Eukaryota; Metazoa; Arthropoda; Insecta; Coleoptera; Cerambycidae. Gene Ontology annotation, cellular component: transcription factor TFIID complex; SAGA complex; SLIK (SAGA-like) complex. The transcript is spliced from 2 exons. Gene Ontology annotation, biological process: RNA polymerase II preinitiation complex assembly; DNA-templated transcription initiation. The record is from RefSeq and is a predicted model, not a curated record. Bases 201 to 815 code for a protein of 204 amino acids. Gene Ontology annotation, molecular function: DNA binding; protein heterodimerization activity; TBP-class protein binding.
UUUGUUUUGUGAUUUGUGUUGUCAAAUAGUGAAAUCAAGUAUAAUUUACUAUUUGCGGAUUUACUACAAUAAAAACAUUUUUAAUAGUAAGUAGUCACUGGGCACUAAUGUAUAGCAUAUUGUUCUAAUUGGUUCUAUCAUAAAAACUCAACAUAAAAAAAUUGUAAAAGAAGUCAAGAAGUGGUACCUACUUUCUCAAUAUGUCUGUUCCUAAUUUAACAAAUAGUAUAAUGCAGCCCCAGAAUAUUGUUAUAAAUCAGGUGCCUUUGUCUCAUGCAAUUAUGACAAAUGUGAAUGCUAACAAUGGAAUUCCAGUAGUAAAUGCUGUUUCCCAUGUGAAUUCAACGGACCAAAGUGGUGAAAUUAAGGGAAGCUUGACAAUUAUGGAUGCAGUUGGAGGUACAAAUUUAGUGGGUGUGCAAACAGUACCAGUUCAAAAUGCAACCCCAGUAAAGACAGUCCAGCAGAACAUCAGUUCAAAUGAACCAUUACAAGUUCUAACAAAACAAAGACUUCAAGAUCUUGUUCGAGAAACCGAUCAAACCUUGAAUUUGGAGGAAGAGGUAGAAGAAAUCAUUUUAAAUUAUGUCGACGAAUUUAUAGAUCGAUGCUUGAAUGGUGCAGCCUUAAUAGCAAAAAAUCGACAUGUUAAUACUAUUGAAGUAAAAGACGUUCAGCAAUUCCUCAAUCGUAACUAUAAUAUGUGGACUCCUGGCUUUGGAACUGAUGAGCUCAGGCCCUAUAAACGCAGUUUAACUACUGAGGCUCAUAAGCAAAGAAUUGCGUUAAUUAGGAAAACGCUUAAAAAAUAUUAAUGUUGCAUGUAGUUUUUUCUGUGAUAUGCAUUUGCUAGAAUUUGCUAAGUUCCGUGGGGCCUGUGAAGGCAAAAAGUAUGUAAAAUUCUCCAGCUGAUUAGGUGCUUAGAUUGGUGUUCAAAAUAAAGAGUCAAAUGCAUUUUUUUCAAACAUUUUCGAAUUGCCAUUUAUAAAAUAUUCAAAUUUUCAGUUUUUAAUGUUAACAUUUUUUGGUUAUAUUAAAGUUCUGUAUUGUAAAUUGUUAAGUUGAUU